Symbiodinium natans is the source of this 291-nucleotide messenger RNA. The record is from the annotation of a GenBank genome assembly. NCBI's taxonomy places the organism in Eukaryota, Dinophyceae, Suessiales, Symbiodiniaceae.
AUGGCCACUGUUCAGCAAGACGUCCUGCACCCAAACAUGGUCAAGUUGCUCCCCAAAGCUGCCUUUGAUAACCACCCCAAGAUCCCCGCCGCCCCAAGCACCAAGGCGGUCACCGGCGCGUCCCUGGAGAGCGGGAGGAACUUUGGGGCCACUUUUGCACGGACGUUGAUCCUUUUCUUCGGUGACAACACCACAGUGGCGGAGUAUGAGCCUAACCGAUUUUACGAGCCGCGGCCCCGGCGUAGGCUGUCCUGGGCCGUGUGGAGAUGUGUGCUUGUGUUUGGGUACUAG